GUAAGAAAAAGGGGCAGGGGAAAAACAGAGUAGUGGUGUGCUACGAUGGAUCUACGGCCGACUGGGUCGACGGCAGCGGCGGGGACAGAAGCAGCAGCGGCGGCGGCCAGGGAUUUCCCUCUGCAUCCGGUCAGCAGGUUGCCUAUCUUCCGGUCGCCACCGGGCUCUCCGGCGAUUUCCCUGGAGGACGACGGGAGCGAGGUGCACGGAGGUGUCUUCGCAGUUGUGGGGGAUUCUUCAGUUGCUGCGCACGACAGUUGUGGAGGAGCGCCCGCUGAGGCGAGCGGUGACAGCGCGCCGGCGGAGUCCGACGAGUCGGCCGUGAAGCCAGAUCCGAAGACGCCUGGAUGGAUUAGGAGAGUGCGUGUUGGUGCUAAUCCAAUCGAGAGGGCACCAUGUCCCGGGAGGAUGGGUGCCCUCGAGAAAUCCAUCAGAGGUUUCGCAAAAAGAGAAGGUGAUCAUGUGGUGGAGCCUGAACUAGGGACAACAUUCGACUCACUGACAGAAGCGUAUGACUUCUACAAUUUGUAUUCGUGGGAGCAUGGGUUCGGCAUCAGAUACGACAAGAGCAGACUGAACCCAGACAAGAGGAAAACAAUGCAAGAGAUUGUGUGUGGAUGCUCGGGGAAACCACUGAGGGAGAACUCACGAUCGUGUCGAUGCGAGUGCCGUGCUAUGAUUAGGUUGUUAAGGACGUCCGACAAUGGGUGGUACAUUACUGAGCAUAGAGUUAAGCACAACCAUGUGUUGACUCCAAAUUGUGGGGAGAUGUUGCACUGGCCUUCUCACAAACACAUAGACGUGUACACUAGGGACCUGGUUCGAAACCUAAGGAAGAACAACAUCAACCUAAGCAAGGUGUACAGCAUAAUCGGGGGGUUCUUUGGCACGGUCGAGAAUGUUCCAUUCACGAAGAGAUCUCUGAGGCACCUGUGUGGCCAGAUAAGCCAGGAGGAAGCUGACGAUGAUGUUCAGAAAACAAUUGAGGUGUUUGAUGAGUUAGGGUCAAAAGAUCCGGAGUUCUUAUUUAGGGUACAAGCGGAUGAACAGAGCAAAAUAAGGAAUCUAAUUUGGGCAAGUGGGGAUAGUCGGUUGAAGUACAAAUUUUUUGGGGAUGUCGUGACGUUCGACACAACUUACAGGACUAACCUGUACGAUAUGCCAUUCGGUCUAUUCAUUGGGGUGAACAACCACUACUAG
Messenger RNA from Aegilops tauschii subsp. strangulata, 1200 nucleotides. NCBI's taxonomy places the organism in Eukaryota, Viridiplantae, Streptophyta, Magnoliopsida, Poales, Poaceae. The record is from RefSeq and is a predicted model, not a curated record.